AUGGACUUGGGUGUGUUGCUCCUCCUCCUUCAUGGCGUGUUUGCACGAUGUCAGAUCAUCGAAGGUCCAGCUCCCGAGAUCGAAUUGGAAAUCAGGAUGACUGACGCAGUGAGAGAUGCAUUCUCUGCCCUCUUUGACGAGACCUUCAUGCAGCAGAUGGUUGACUGCCAGCAGCUGGCCGGAGACAACUGCGACGUUACUGGUCUGGCAGAGUACAUGAUCGAGGUCGGGGCCAGACUACAGAAUUCAAUCUCGCAGUGCCCGAUGGGGUGCUCACACUCUCAGCAGCUAUGCAAGGACUUUUGGCUCGCCUUCGAGUCAAACCCGGUGGCUUUACGCAAUGGUUGCGCCAUGACCAAUAACUGGCCUGGCGUUUGCACCACGUUUCUGCGGGAGCUCCAGAAGAGAGUUGCUGACGAUACAUGGGAGCUCUCAGUGAUGUGCCGCAUGAUUGAUGCGGGGCUAAACCUGGAGCGCAUGCCUGACUGCAAGACCCUUGCGGUAAUGACCACGGCGAGCAGACCAACUUUGCAUGAUGGUGGCUGCAGCUUCGAGACUCGCGAGGAAUGCAUUAGCAACCUCUGUGACGUCUACAGCCAGUUUGCGUGGCGCAUGCGCCCGAGAAACCUAAUCCCAGAGCAGGUUAAAGUUCCCUUUGAUUACAGCUAUAUUCUCUCUGGCUGCGAGCACCUGGUGGACCUGGACAUGUACAAUCGCCGUGACGAGUGCCAUGACCGCCUGGAUAUCCUGGCUUUCUGUGACUGUCUCUGUCCAGGCAUGAGCUUGGUGAAUGUGCUGGGAAUCACGGAUUGCCCCGCGGUCGUGGACAACUACCUCAUGUUUGGCAGGCUCGGAAUCGCAAACACGUCCUUUGACGCUUUGUGCGAGCCGGAGAUCUGCGAAGCCUUCAGCUCCCGGCGGCUUACGGCUGCUUGUAGGGAUACAAGACUUCCUGGAGACGACGAGUGCUUAGCACUGCAGCUGCCGAAGGUGCUGCCGCAGAACUCGCCAUGCCCAUGGCUGAAUCAUUCCAAUGAAGAGAACAUUCUGGAAUGUUUAGAUGGCCAUCGCUGUGACAUUGACGCAGAGGGGUGGUACUGCUGCGAGAAUCACCGUGGACGUGCCAAAUGUCCGGCGCAAUUCCCUGUCAUGUGCGACACUCUUUGCUCGGGCAUCACGGAGUACUGCUGCCGCGAGGAGGGACAGUGCACGCCACGAGGUUGCCCCGUUGUUCUUCAGCGCGAUUUGGUCUACAGAGUGGAGACGACGACCGAGACAAGCACCACCCCUGAAGGGCGGGCGGCUGUCGAGGAGGAAGGCUUCAACUUGCGUUUGCCGGAAGGAAGCUGGGUCUGGUUGCUGCUGCUCGUUCCAUGCUCCUGCGGCCUUGUGUUGGUUGUGUACGUGCGACGUCUGAACAAGAAGUUCGAGUCCGAACAAGUGGGCGAGGGUGAGACAGACCUGGGCCUAAAGCUCGACAAGUUUGGCUUCUUCCAUGCCUACAAAGCCGAAAAUGUAGAAAGGGAAACAAACAAGCCCCGCGUGUGCAUCAUCAUGAGCGAACUGCCGGACUCACGGCCUUUGGGCCUGGAGCUGCUGGAGCUUCGGGUCGUUCGGGUACACCCUUGGGGUGCUAAGCAUGGUUGGCAGGUCGGCGACAUCAUUGUUGACAUUGCCGGACAACCCGUCAGCUCCUUCGAACAGCUUUGGGAGCGUAUCCAGGUAGAAAGAAACCGCCCGCCGGUGAGAUUCACAGUGGAGCGCUGGAAUGUGCAGACAACUGCGGAGGAGGAGGCGGCGCUGAACCUCCAGGAUCCCGACUUGCAGAUCAAAAUGAUGAAGAAGCAAGUAGAAGAGGAUCAUCGGCUGUUUGCCGAGCACAGGUCGAAGUCGAGAAUUGCGGCCAGCAGCAAGCAGAUCCCUCCCAGCGCGACGCCACGCCCCGAUCGUGAGCAAGGAGCUUUCACAUCCAUGUCAGCAAAUGAUCCUGCCAGGGUCGACACGGCUGCCUUUCCAAGAACUCUGGGUCCAAAUGUCCAGGUCUCAGCAUUGCGCAGCUCGAGAUAUCGGCGUGGCAUUGUUAGCCAUUUGGGCUCAUUCGUUCCCUCAUCACACUCUGCACCAAACUGUGAGAAGUGCGUCGCCCGGACCGUGCCCAUGGAUCCGCCUCGGGUUGCAUGGCCCCUGGCCUCGCGCGAGUAUGCCCUCACUCGCGGUAGCAGCACGGCCGCGCAGUAG
Messenger RNA from Symbiodinium natans, 2238 nucleotides. The record is from the annotation of a GenBank genome assembly. NCBI's taxonomy places the organism in Eukaryota, Dinophyceae, Suessiales, Symbiodiniaceae.